This is a messenger RNA of Centrocercus urophasianus (Greater sage-grouse), 2038 nucleotides long. RefSeq names its product solute carrier family 2, facilitated glucose transporter member 5-like. NCBI's taxonomy places the organism in Eukaryota, Metazoa, Chordata, Aves, Galliformes, Phasianidae. Gene Ontology annotation, molecular function: hexose transmembrane transporter activity. Gene Ontology annotation, cellular component: membrane. Gene Ontology annotation, biological process: monosaccharide transmembrane transport. The record is from RefSeq and is a predicted model, not a curated record.
AGGGCAGAUGCCCCCAUUCAUCAGGACACGUGGGUCACCAGCCCUCCUACCCUCAUCACAGCAGAUGGGGCAUAGCUGCCUCGCAGCCCGAUGUGAUGGUGGGGGGCUGAUGGCGGUGCUGGGAGAUGUGGGCAUCCCCUUCAACCCUCUGCCUCCAGUCCUGAGGAGCACCAUUGAGGCAGGGAGGGCUCCAGACUCCUCCUCCACCCACUUUGAAGCCUCCAAUGAGCCCAGGGGACAAUACUCAGACUGCCUUUCCUUCUUUUCCUUUCCCUUCCCUCCUUCCAUCUGAAAAUGGGAGAGAAGAGCCAGGCACAGGGGCUGCCUUCCUCCCCUCCUCCUCAUCCUCAGACCAACGAGAAGGGGACCUCGCGGCCCAGCAGGGACAUCAGUGGGCGCCUCACCUGCCCCCUGCUCUCCGUCACCCUCCUGGUAUCCUUCGGCUCCUCCAUGCUCUAUGGCUACAACCUGGCCGUGGUGAACUCGCCAGCGGCGCACAUAAAGGCCUUCUACAACGCCACGUGGUCCCAGCGCUAUGGGCACGGGCUGCCCCCUGGGCCCCUCACCCUCCUCUACUCUCUGACCGUCUCCGUCUUCGCCCUGGGCGGGUUGGGGGGCUCUUUGCUGGUGGGGACUCUGGUGGCACACUAUGGCAGGCACGGCACGCUGGGACGCAGCGCUCUGCUCGUCCUCCUGGCCGGUGGCCUCAUGGCCUUCAGCCGACAGCUGGCAGCCCCCGAGAUGGUGAUCAUCGGCCGUGCCAUCACCGGGCUGCACUCAGGUAUCUGUCUCAGCGUGGUGCCCCUCUACCUGGGAGAAAUCGCUCCCAAGAACCUGCGGGGUUUCCUGGGCCUCCUGCCCAGCAUCUUCAUCUGCCUGGGGGUGUUCUGCGCACAGGUGCUGGGGCUGCCUGAGCUGCUGGGCCAGGACGGGUACUGGCCCCUGUUCCUAGCGGUGGUGGCUAUCCCUGCCUCCCUCCAGCUCCUGCUGCUGCACUGCUUCCCAGAGAGCCCACGGUUCCUACUGAUAGAGAGGAAUGAUGUCUGUGGGGCAACUGAGGCGCUGCGCCGGUUCCUGGGGACACCUGAUGUGCAGGAGGUGCUGGAGGAGAUGAAGGAGGAGCAGCAGUCCCUCUCCUCGGUGCAGACGGUCUCUGUCCGACAGCUGCUGCGGGACGGCUCGGUGCGCUGGCAGACCCUCUCGGUGGCGGUGGUGAAUGUGGGCAUGCAGCUCUCAGGGAUCGAUGCCAUCUGGUUUUACACCAACACCAUCUUCCAGAACGCAGGGAUCCCCAAAUCCCAGAUCCCGUACACCACUGUGGGCACCGGCGCCAUUGAAGUUGUUGCGGGGCUGAUUGGGUGCUUCACCAUUGAGAAGCUGGGCCGGCGGCCCCUCAUCAUCACCGGGUUCUGUGCCAUGGGCACUUGCCUGGCAGGCAUCACCGGCUGCCUGCUGCUUCAGACUGCCCUGCCCUGGAUGCGUUACGUCGCCGUCGCCUGCGUGGUGGGCAUCAUCGCUGGGUUCUGCAUGGGGCCAGCUGGCGUCCCCUUCCUGAUGACAGCCGAGCUCUUCACGCAGUCCCACCGCUCGGCUGCCUAUGUCCUGGGGGGUUCUCUCAAUUGGCUCUGCAAUUUCACCAUCGGCUUCAUCUUCCCGUUCCUUCAGAUGUCAACCGGUGCCUUUUCCUACUUGGUUUUCUGUGGGGUCUGCCUGCUGGUGGCCCUCUAUGUCUACCUCAUCGUCCCCGAGACCAAGAACAAGACCUUCGUGGAGAUCAGCCGUGUCUUUGCUGCCCGCCAACCCCUCGCCCCACCGUGCCAUGUGGGGCUGCUGAGGCUCCGUGGAUAUACGAUGCGCAUGGGAACAGCGACUGGUCCGUAUGGAUCCCUACUGCCUGGUCACACCGUGGAAGCAGAGAUCACGGCCCCAUAGCAUCCUCCACGUCCCCCUCCCGACUCUGCUGCUCUCGGCAGCAGAACAGAGCGGUAAAUAUGUGCAGCAUUACAUAUGUAUAAUGGAGUGUAAAUAACCCCAAAAA